ACCGGCAGCCAGUCAGUCAUCAUGCCACUGCCAGGCAGCGGCGGCGUGACCGUCCUGGACGACCUUCCCGAGUCGAUCGUCGUCGAAGAGAUCCUCAUCCGUUUACCGCCCAAGGACAUCCUCCGCUGCCGCGCCGUUUGCAAGUGCUGGCGCAGUGCCACCUCUACCGACAAGUUCAUGCUGGACCACCACCGUCGCCAGCCCUUGCUCCCGAUCCUCAGCCACGCCUAUGGCCAAGACCUCGACGAGCAGGACGGCCGCCUCUUCGUCUCCCGUGACGCCGGUGCCGGCCAACAACAGCUCAGCUUCCCUGUCAUCCGUUGCUCCCCCCGCCAUGGUAGACUCCAUGGCGCCCUUGAUGGUAUGCGCGUCUCCGAGGGACCCCGGUACUUCAUCUGCAACCCGGUCACCCGCAAGUGUGCUCCACUAUGGACGCCUCAAAUGGAGGGGGAUUUUCACCACCAUAUUGUCUGUUUCUAUCGGCUUCAACAACCAGCAGGAGAAUAUCGGGUGCUUUGGGCCACUAGCCCGGUAUACAUCGACCCAGCAAACGCGAAUUACAUGACAUCUUACAAUGUCGUAGCGGUGGGAUCGGAUAAUCCAAGAUGCAUCCGACAGGCAUGCAUUCCACACCCAACCGACGUCGUCGCCUUACUUGGAAGUGGUGUUACGGGGUGGGCUGUUCAGCUCGUGCAAUUAGCCAAUUACCCACCGGUACACCACCGUGGCAACCUGCACUGGGAACUUGGAAUAUCCUGCAUAAUAGUGUUCAACACGACGACUGAGGUAUUUCGGUUAAUGUCUAGUCCUGCCCAGUUGCGCGCACAGGAGUUGUUGCUUGUUGAGAUGGAUGGCGCUCUUGCUUUCUGCAGCUUCAGCACUAACAGAGACACCUUAGAUGUUUGGGUGAUGCAAGACUACGAUGCUGAAAUUUGGGCUUUCAAACAUCGGAUUAAUUUGUCAGUGGUGGAUACAACAUCACGUUGGGAUUCAAGGAUGACAAUGUACGCCAAGAUGGCUGUGCUCAAUGGGUGCGAGCUACUGAUCCAGUUCUCUCUUGGGCAUGUACUACAUUAUGAUAGUCAUGGCAAGUUCUUAGGAUAUGUGAAAAGCGAAGAGGACCGAAAAAUCUACUUGUGGGUUACCACGCAUUACCUCCAGGAGAGUGUUUUUCCCCUUCCACUAAUCCAUGAGAUGAGAGAAGAAGAUGCUGCAAGUAAGGAGCCUCCAUUUUUCGUAGGGCUAUAG
Molecule: messenger RNA, 1248 nt
Organism: Lolium perenne
Lineage: Eukaryota; Viridiplantae; Streptophyta; Magnoliopsida; Poales; Poaceae
Product: F-box protein At5g49610-like
Molecular function (GO): protein binding
Source: RefSeq, a predicted model, not a curated record